Molecule: messenger RNA, 2670 nt
Organism: Tachysurus fulvidraco (yellow catfish)
Lineage: Eukaryota; Metazoa; Chordata; Actinopteri; Siluriformes; Bagridae
Gene: aqp3b
Product: aquaporin 3b
Exons: 6
Coding region: 137-1024 (295 amino acids)
Biological process (GO): glycerol transmembrane transport; water transport
Cellular component (GO): plasma membrane; basolateral plasma membrane
Molecular function (GO): water channel activity; glycerol channel activity; urea transmembrane transporter activity
Source: RefSeq, a predicted model, not a curated record
UGUGUGUGCGUGUGUGUGUGUUCUCUGUUUAAAAGAGGUGGAUGCAUAUGCCUCCCAUACAAACUGACAAAGCUGUGCUCUGUUUGUCAUCUUCAUCUUUAUCUGACGUUCUGAAUCCCACGGUGUCCGAGGCAUCAUGGGAUGGCAAAAGGUUUUCACGGACAAAAUGAUGCAAACGUUCCACAUCCGAAACCUACUGAUACGCCAGGCUCUUGCGGAAUGCCUGGGCACCCUUAUCCUGGUGAUGUUUGGCUGUGGUGCUGUUGCUCAGCUAGUCCUGAGUGAAGGAUCGCAUGGAAUGUUCCUGACAGUGAAUUUCGCAUUUGGUUUCGCUGCAACGCUUGGGAUUUUGGUGUGUGGCCAGGUUUCAGGUGGACACCUGAACCCAGCUGUGACCUUUGCCCUUUGCAUCCUUGGUAGGGAACCAUGGAGGAAGUUCCCUGUAUUCUUCAUAUUUCAGACUAUAGGUGCCUUUCUUGGAUCUGCAAUCAUAUUUGGCAUGUAUUUUGAUGCACUUUGGGAGUAUCGGAAAGGCAGUCUGAUUGUGUUGGGUGAAAAUGCUACAGCUGGAAUAUUUGCCACGUAUCCAUCCAAUCAUCUUAGCCUGGUCAACGGCUUCUUUGAUCAAGUGAUUGGCACAGCAGCACUGAUCGUGUGUAUACUUGCCAUCGUGGACCCGUAUAACAACCCAAUCCCACGUGGGCUAGAAGCCUUCACUGUAGGCUUCGUGGUUUUGGUUAUUGGCCUUUCUAUGGGAUUUAACUCUGGUUAUGCCGUAAACCCAGCCAGAGACCUCGGACCUCGAAUCUUUACAUCGAUUGCAGGCUGGGGCAGUGAAGUCUUCACAGUGAAUGAUUACUGGUUCUUUGUUCCAAUCUUCGCACCAUUUAUCGGUGCCCUAGUGGGCGUUUUGGUGUAUCAGCUGAUGGUGGGAUACCAUUUGGAGGGAGAAGCCCGAGAAAGGGAAGAAGCAGAAGACCCCAAAGAGAAAGUAAGGCUGAAGUCAUGCAAAGUGUCUGGGUAAAAUGCCAUUGUGUAAAAUCUCCCUUACAGUUUAUAUUGUUGUUUAAGUCCUUUCUUACAGUCCAAAUCCCAGACAGUACUUUUUCAUGUUCCUUAUGAGAUUAAGAGCUGAUAUUAUCUCUACUCUCCAUUCCAAAUCUCAGACAGUAUAAGUCCCAUGUUUUCUUUGGCACAUAAUAUUUGACUGCCUUUGUACAGCCGUCUGAUUGCCAUUAAGUCCUAAAUCCCAGAAUGUUUGUCCUCUCUUACUUGCUGCUUUUAAUGUAUAACCAGACAAGUCUAGACAUGACUAAAUCCUGCACUAAACACACAAACCACAAGAUCCAAACUUCUGACAUAUUAGUCAAGACACAGCUGUUCCUGAACAGCACAAAAUGCAUAUCAAAAUACAUUUUUAUGUACAUUAUAGUCAUUCAUAAAUGUAUUUCUGUGUUGAGAUAAUCAAGAUUUCAAGCUAUGUUCAGAAGGAGAUAAUGACUUUAUACCAUAUUGCACAAGCCUUUCAUAAGGAUUAUAGAAGCAGAGUAUACAUAGUUUAUGCAUAGAAUUUCCCACUGACUAAAACAUAUGCCCAAAGACAACCUUUAUCUUCACUUCAAUGGAGAUGUUUGGAUGUUCUCCCCAUGCUUCUGGUGUUUCAUCUGGCUACUCCAGACUUCUCUCCCAGUCGAACGAUACGCUGUAGGCUGAUCAGCGUUUCUAAAUUGUCUGAGUGUGUAUAUGUGUGUGUGUUUGUGUGUGUGUUUGUGUGUGUGUGUGUGUGUGUGUGUGUGUGUGUGUGUGUGUGUGUGUGUGUGUGUGUGUGUGUGUGUGUGUGUGUGUGUGUGUGUGUGUGUGUGUGUGUGUGUGAUUGUACUUUGCAAUUGGGUGGCAUCCCCUCCAGGGUGCUUUGUGCCUUGUGCUCUGAGUCCCCUGGCAAAGAUGCCAAGACCCCAUGAACCUGUGUGGGAAAAGCACUACAGAAAAUGGAUGGCUAGAUAACCUAGGUCUAAAUUAUGAGUUGAUAGUUACUUGCUAUUUCGUCAGUGUUGAAAUAUGUUGAAUAAUCUUUUGUCGUCUGCAUUCGAUGUGACUUUUAUUCAUCUUUGUUAUUAAUAUAUCAUCGUUAUCUUCCUAGCAUGAAGAAUUCCAUCCUAUUUCCAUGUGUUUUAUUAAUUACAACCAUUUUCCUUUCAUUGUAUUAAUGUUAUUAAUUCAUGUAUUCCAGCAUCAUGACUUUAUUUCUGUGCUAAUUGAGAUGCUUUUUUUUUCAUUACAUAUAUAUGUAUCAUCAAAAAAAUAUUAAAAAUUCUAUAAAUACAGUUUUUUGUUAACAUUUGCAUUGUGUAACAGAGGAUUUGAAGCAUUUUUUAUAUCAAAAGAGUAUGUUCAUACAUUUAGAGAAUUUCACAGUAAAUAAAACAUGAAAAACGCCCGAUGUGGCCCAAUACACCAAGGCCGGCAUUAAGUUUCCUCUCAUCUCUGCCAAAAAAUUCCCUUUGAGCCUUGAGGCGCUCAUAAAACGCACCGUUUGACUCUUUUUCAGCUUCAUCAAGCAUAAAGUGGACAAGUCGAAGGCCAUUUCCAACAAUGAUGCAAUAAAUAAAACCUGCUUAGGUGAACACUACAUGGGCACUAAAGUUUUGCCCUUUAAUGGAUUUCACAUCA